This is a messenger RNA of Adineta steineri, 474 nucleotides long. NCBI's taxonomy places the organism in Eukaryota, Metazoa, Rotifera, Eurotatoria, Adinetida, Adinetidae. The record is from the annotation of a GenBank genome assembly.
AUGGAUCAAACAGAUGACUUAAAAGCAUUUGAACGUCGUAUGAUUGAGAUAGUUUCUUCUCUUCAACCACCUAUUUGGCGUUGGCGUCUUAUAUUAACUAUUCUCAUUUUAGCUACUCUUAUAACAUUUUAUUGUUUAAUAAGUGAUAUAUCAUUUUUAUCCUUCUCUUCAUUAUUAACAUUAACAACAACAUCAGCAUCAUCAUUAACUACAAAACCAAAUGAUAUAAAUAAUCCGAAAUCAUAUAGAUUAAUAUUUUUAUCAUAUUUAUUUCGAAAAGAACUUUAUUUUUCUAUAUCAUCCGGUUUAUUAAUUUUUGCAUUUUUAUAUGUUAUACAUCGUAAAAUAUUUGCAUCGUCAAUAAUAAUUGCUAGAUUUCGUUCUGUACUUGCUGAUUAUAAUAUGUCAUGUGAUUCGAAUGGUCGCUUAAUAAUAAAAUCGCAUCCAACAGCAUAUUUCAAUGAACAAUCUUAA